AUGGAGAAGGAAAAUGUGACCAGAAUCAACACCAUCCAUCUCUUAGGAUUUCAGACUCAAGAAAAUGUUAAAUUUUUUAUGUUUUUUCUUUUUUUUAUAACGUUUUGCUUUACCCUCUGCGGAAACGUUCUGAUCAUAGUUUUGGUGUCCUACAACAAAAUCCUCCAUUCUCCCAUGUACUUCUUCCUCUCUCAGCUGUCAUUAACAGAUAUCUUAUUAGCGAGUGACAUUAUUCCCAACUUGCUCCAAUCCAUUUUGGUGAGAGAGACCAUCAUUUCUUUGUCUGAUUGCCUCUCCCAGUUUUAUUUCUUCUGCGUUGCGGAAAUUUUUGAAAGUCUUCUUCUGACUCUGAUGUCCUACGACCGAUACUUGGCCAUUUGUAAACCGUUGCAUUACAGCAUGAUCAUGAACCACCAAUGCUGCUGUAUAUUCAUUACCACCUGUUGGACUUUAAGCAUUUUAAUUUCACUGGUGUAUCCUCUAACCAUAUCUAAAUUGCAAUUUUGUGGUCCCAACGUGAUUGACCACUUUUUCUGUGAUCUUGAUCCAAUUCUUAAACUUUCCUGCUCUGAUACAGCGAUUGUGCAGCUACAAGUAAUAUUAUUGAGUCUUCUUUUUGCCGUCAUCCCGUUUGUUAUCAUCAUUGUAUCAUACGUUUAUAUUAUAGUCACUGUUUUUGAAAUCCCAUCCAUCACUGGGAGACAGAAGGUUUUCUCAACAUGCAGCUCCCAGCUGGCUGUUGUCUCCAUCUAUUACGGCACCACAGCUUGCGUUUAUAUGGUCCCCAGUAAAGGACAGUCAUUGAAUGUACGUAAGGUUCUGUCAUUACCAUAUACUGUACUCACCCCACUGAUGAACCCAAUUAUUUACACUUUGAGGAAUAAAGACCUGAAAAAUGCAGUUAAAAAAGCAUUUAACAAACUUUUGCUGUGCAUUCUAUUUAUAAAUAAAAAUCGAAUGUGA
Messenger RNA from Nanorana parkeri, 963 nucleotides. RefSeq names its product olfactory receptor 24-like. Gene Ontology annotation, cellular component: membrane. The record is from RefSeq and is a predicted model, not a curated record. The transcript has a single exon. Gene Ontology annotation, biological process: G protein-coupled receptor signaling pathway. Lineage: Eukaryota; Metazoa; Chordata; Amphibia; Anura; Dicroglossidae. Gene Ontology annotation, molecular function: olfactory receptor activity; G protein-coupled receptor activity. The coding region runs from base 1 to 963 and encodes 320 amino acids.